Molecule: messenger RNA, 1280 nt
Organism: Aspergillus campestris IBT 28561
Lineage: Eukaryota; Fungi; Ascomycota; Eurotiomycetes; Eurotiales; Aspergillaceae
Exons: 1
Coding region: 253-957 (234 amino acids)
Source: RefSeq, a predicted model, not a curated record
CUGCCUUCCCGGUGACCAUCCUUCUGUCUGAAGCUAUGCGUACCUUCCACAUCUUCGACAAGCCGUUCCUUCUUCAUGGAACAAGACUCAUACCAGUACAAAUAGAUCCCCCCCGUUCGAUCCCCUCUUGGUCUUUUUUUCUUCCCUUUUCUCCCAAACGCAUUACGCUUCGUCAACCAGUGACCCUUUACAAGGAACCACAAUACCAAGCCUUUUGACGUUUACCUUCCUUCCUUCCUCUCGUCGCCACCAAUGAUCCAUCAUUGUGGCAUUGCCCGACCGGAGCACCAGGCCCCUGGUUGCGCAGUCCGGUCAUACAAUCGUUAUUAUGCCAGACCGGCUGCCUACCUGGAGUUUCUGAUGACUUCACCUUCCUUUUUGUCGGCCACCACCCCGGUCGACGUCCAUUCUUUUCCGGCGCCUUUGCGCCAGUCUGUCUCUCCUCUGGCCGCCGCGGCUGCUGCCGCCCCGGCCCCAGUCGCACCCAUCGACUGCCUCCCUCCGGCGCCUUUGCGCCUGCCUGUCUCUACCGCCUCGCCCUCCCGACUUCCGGUGCUUCGGCACCUGCCUGUCUCUUCUUCGGGAGCCUCCUCCCCGUCCCUCCUUCCGGUGCCUCGGCGCCUUCCAGUCUCUACCUCGUCCUCCCCUCCGGCCAUGCCUCACCGUGCGCAGGUGACGCAGGCCAGCCGCCAACGCCGCCGGGACCCCGUCCCCCACACUCCUUCGCGGAUCCGCCGUGACCGCCGCCCUCAGCCUCCCACCGGGGGAGGCUGCCACUCGUUAAUCCCCGGCCGCCAGCCAUUCGUUCCACCACACCGGGUGGUAGGGCCUCUUCGGCCUAUCCUUGGCGCCAGCGCGGGCGUCAAGCCGAAGAGGUGUGUCCACUUCGGUGAGGUUUCGGUCGUCGAAAUCGAUCGGUGGGUUGAUACCCGCAUCCAUAUAUUUAGCGGGUGGUAAGUUUUGGAGUUGGGUCAGGAUUUCCUCGUCUCUCAUUAAAGCACCCCCUCCCUACUACCCUGCAUAUGCACCUUCGUUUGUAACCCUCUUAGGACCUUCGGGUCAGCCACUCGUUGAUUUUCCUUUGUCAGCUUGUUGUUGCCUGGGGGGUGGCCACUAUGGGUGGAUAGUGGCCAUACUCCCGGGCCGGCUAACCUGGCCACAGGCCCGGAGUCGUGUGUGAUGUCCUGCCGUGGUAUUGGUGGUGCCAUCAGUUGCAAUUAUGGGUGAGUUGAUCGGUGCCUUGCUGGAUGACGUCGCCUUGGCUAACACACCAUGCGCAG